Messenger RNA from Rotaria sp. Silwood1, 4029 nucleotides. The record is from the annotation of a GenBank genome assembly. Lineage: Eukaryota; Metazoa; Rotifera; Eurotatoria; Philodinida; Philodinidae.
AUGCCGAAAUCAAAACAAUUUGUUGAUACUUCGGAUUCCGACGAACAAAAGAAUUCGGCUAGUGAUGAAGAAAAAGCUAAGACUUCAACAUCGACCAAGUCGAAAAGUAAAAAUACAAAUAACAAGGAUAAUCCACCAGCUAAACGAGUUAAACCAAAUGAUAAAGCAGAUGGCGAUGGGGUACUUUCAACAGCUGGACCUAAUGGCGAACGACUUUACGAAGCAGCGAUGGUUAACUCGUCAGUAUGGCGAGACGGUGGCGAGGCACUUUUUUGGCUGACUCGCCGAUCUCUGAUUCGUGAAUACUAUGAUGAUAAUGGUGUACAAAAACCUGGCAUUAGUUUAACUGUUGAUCAAUGGGAAAAAUUAAAAACACUUAUUAAUCAAGUCGACAAAAGAUUUAUAGAAACCUAUAUGAAAGAAUUAAUUUGUUCAACUAUUGAACGUAAUGUCGUAUUAAAAUGUAUUCGUGAUCAUAAACGUUUGGAUUGUCGAACGAUUGAUGAAACUCGUUCAGUUAAUAUUGAAUUUCGUUCACAUCCUGGUUAUGUUUCAGUUACUCUUGGUCAAACACGUGUUAUUGCACAAGCAUCAUGUCGUAUUACUAAACCAAAAGAAUCACGUGCAUCCGAAGGACAUAUUCGUAUUCAUCUUGAUAUGUCGAAAAUUCCGUUAAUUAAUUUAGAAAAUUGGAAACAUCAAGAAUUUGUACAAGAACUAAAUGGCAUUCUUGAACAAAAUAUUCGUAAUUCAAAUUGUCUUGAUCUUGAAUCAUUAUGUAUUAAUUCUGGAGAAUUAGUAUGGUCAAUCAAAAUCGAUCUUAUUGUACUAAAUAAUUGUGGUAAUAUAUUGGAUUGUGCUAAUAUAGCAGCACUUUGUUCAUUAUAUCAUUUUCGCUUACCAGAAGUAUCUGUACAUGGAUCCGAAAUUCGAGUGUAUUCGUCAACUGAACGUAGAGCUCAUCCAUUACGUAUUCUUCAUUUUCCGAUCAAUGUUUUAUUUGCUUUCUUUGUUGAUGGUCGAUAUACAUUGAUUGAUCCAAAUUCUGAUGAAGAACGUCUUAUGGAUGGUUUCGUUUCCAUUUCAAUGAAUCAACAUAAAGAAAUAUGUGGAAUCCAUAUGGGUGGAAAAUUAGGACUAAAAAAAGAACAAGUUGAAUUAUGCAAGAAACUUGCAUUUAAAAAAGUACUUGAAUUAACUGAUCGUAUUCGACAAGUAGUAACUGAUUAUUAUAAGACAAUUGAACCGACUACACAUACUCAACCAUCGAUUAUACGUAUUGAUAAUGAUGAAGAUGAAGAUAAUGAGAGUAGUAGUUCAAGUGAAAAUGAAGAUUCUGUUUUAACAAAAUCAGAAAUACCACCAUCACCAAUCGAAAACAAUGUUUCACUUUUACUCAUGCCGGAUCUUGAUCAUUUAUCAUUAACUGAUGAUGUUCCAACAAUGACAACUAUGAAUGUUGAUAAAUCAACAAGUGACCUAGAAAAUGUAAUGUGUUCCUAUUUAACACAAAAUCUUAAUCAACCAUGGCCAAUAUUAAAACAUUAUGAUCAAGAUCAUUUAUAUAAUAUAGCUCUUCCUCUUGGUGGUAUUGGUACAGGCACAGUAAGUUUAGGUGGACGUGGAGAAUUGCGAGAUUGGGAAAUAGGAAAUAAACCAGCAAAAAAGUAUAGUACAGUAACAAUUGGUAAUGAUGCACCAUUUUUUUCUGUAUUUGUUAAUCAACCAUCAACAUCAAGUAAAAUAACGAAAGCACUUAUUGGUCCUGUUCAUCCAACUGAACAUUUACAUUAUGAAGGACGUGCAUGUAAUCAUCAUGGUUUACCAAGAUUUCGACAAGCAUCAUUUGAUGCUGCUUAUCCAUUUGGUAUUGUUAAUUUAUCUGAUAGUAAUAUGCCAAUAGAAGUUCGUAUAAAAGGUUUUAAUCCAUUUAUACCAACUGAUUCUGAAUCAAGUGGUAUUCCAAUAGCUGUUUUAUAUUAUGAAGUAACAAAUAUAACAAAUGAAGUUUUAGAUGUUAGUAUAUGUGGAUCAAUAAGAAAUUUUGUUGGACAAGAUGGUAGUAAAUAUUUUAUUGCUGGCGAUGGUGAUUAUGUACCCAUUGGAGCUAAAAAUAAUAUAAAUGUUUAUCGAGAAGAUUUAGCUGGAGAAUUAAAAGGUAUUUAUAUGAAUUCAACUAAUGUUGAUCCAAGUGAUCCAGCAUGGGGAACAAUUGCUUUAACAACAUUAGUUGAUUCACCAGAUACUAUUAUUACAUAUCGUUUAUCAUCCAUCGCAAAUGCAUGGUAUCAUGCUAUACUCGAUUUUUGGGAUGACUUUAGUGCUGAUGGUACACUUCAUGAUAAAGGACAAUUAGUUGAUGAUAAUCCAAUGGCAAGUUUAGCUGUUAAAAAGAAAAUUCAACCUGGUGAUGUUGAACUUUUUCCAUUUUUUAUAACGUGGAAUUUUCCUAAUCGAAUGGCAUGGUCACCAACUAUUGUUGGCAAUUAUUAUUCAACAUUGUAUAAAGAUGCAUGGGAUGUAUGUAUUCAAACUUUACCUCAUCUUGCUGAUUUAGAAUCGAAUACACUCGAUUUUGUAAAUCUUAUUUUGGCAAGUGAUUAUCCUGGUGUACUUAAAGAAGCUGCACUAUUUAAUUUAGCAACACUUCGUUCACAAACAGUUUUUCGUAUAGCCGAUGGACAUUUAAUGGCAUGGGAAGGAGUUUUUGAUAUAUUUGGUUCGUGUCUUGGUUCUUGUACACAUGUUUGGAAUUAUGAACAAGCUAUUGCUUUUCUUUUUGGUAAUCUUGCUAAAACAAUGCGUGAUGUAGAAUUCAACUAUGCUACAUUUGAUGAUGGUGCUAUGAAUUUUCGUGUACAACUUCCAUUAACAAAACCACAAGAACGAACUGGAACUGCUGCAGAUGGACAAAUGGGAUGUAUUAUGAAAAUGUAUCGCGAUUGGCAACUAUCUGGUGAUGAUGAUUUUUUGAAAAAAAAUUGGGAACAAGUCAAAAAAGUUUUAGCUUUUGCUUGGCAGCCUAAUAGUUGGGAUGCUGAUCAAGAUGGUGUUGAAGAAGGAGCUCAACCGAAUACAAUGGAUGUUACUUACUAUGGUCCUAAUCCGCAGUGCAAUUUUUGGUAUUUAGGUGCUCUUCGUGCUGCAUAUCUUAUGGCAUCAUAUAUUGGUGAUGAAGAUUUUGCUAAUAAAUGUGGAUAUCUAUUUAUAAAUGGUAGCACUUGGAUAGAUGAGAAUUUAUUUAAUGGCGAAUAUUAUGAACAGAAAAUAAUUGAUCCUAAAACUGGUCAUUUUAUUUCUAGUGAUGAUCCAAAUGUACCUGAUUAUCAACUUGGUAAAGGUUGUCUUGUCGAUCAAUUAGUUGGUCAAAUGAUGUCUCAUGUAUGUAAUUUGGGUUAUCUUGCUUCAUCGACAAAUAUGGCAACAACAUGUCGUAGUAUAUUAAAAUAUAAUUAUCUUGAUACAUUUAAUGAACAUUUUAAUAAUAUGCGUUCGUUUGUUAUUGGUGAUGAAAGUGGACUUUUAAUGGCAUCAUGGCCACAUGGACGUUUACAAUUUCCAUUUCCAUAUUUUUCAGAAUCAAUGACUGGUUUUGAAUAUACAGCUGCAUGUAAUAUGAUAUAUGAAUAUCAAACACAAGAAGGUUUAAAAUGUAUACAAAGUAUUCGAGAUCGUUUUGAUGGUCUUAAACGAAAUCCAUUUAGUGAACCAGAAUGUGGACAUCACUAUGGACGAUCUAUGACUAGUUGGGCAACACUUUUAGCUUGGUCAGGUUUUCAUUAUUCAGCUGUGACACGAACAAUGGAAUUCGGUGAUAAAACUGGUGUAUUUUUCUGGUCAAAUGGAUAUUCUUGGGGUUCAUGUUGGAUUGUUAAAAAUAAGACAAAAGCGCAUUUAACACUUGUUUAUGGUACUAUUGAAAUAGAAUUUUUUGGAAUCAAAGGAAAACCUAUGAAGAAAUUGCUUGAACGAGUUAUACUAUCAUCGACUAGUGACAUGAAAACACUAACCAUUAAAUUUGACGAUUAA